AUGUUCGUCAAAAAAUUGGACAUUUUUGCAGAAAUUUUCCAGGAUUUAAUAAAAGAAGAAAAUAUUGGAAGAAAACGGCAAUAUGCCGAUUUAUUAAUUAAAGAUUUGGUGGUUCAAGUAUUAAAAUCUAGUAGGAUCGAAGAAAUUGUUUUGAUUGGAUUAAACCCUUAUUUGCCAAAUGACUUCCAUAACAAUGAAGAGUUCCAUUUUGAAAAAGUUAAAAUAUUUCAUUAUAAGAAUACAGAUUCUCCAGAAUUAUUGAAAAAGUUUGUUGGAAUUGUUAGUGAAAUCCGUAAAUUAUGCCUCGAAAUAACAAGAAAUGAUGAGGCUGAUGAUGGAUUAGAUAGACUGAUAAAUGGGCAACCUAAAUUAAGAAUAUUGCAUCUUCUGAUAGAAAAAGGUUGCACUUUAUCUGCAAAUACUUUGAAGGCAUUAUUGGAUAAGUCAGACUUGUUAACCGAAUUCAAAUGCUACGUCCAUGCUAUAAAUGAAAUGUUGGAAAAAGGGGCAAUUUUCCCAAACAUGAGAAAAUUAGAACUUUUUAAUUAUUUUGAUGAUGGGAAUAUUUCAAUGAGUUAUUUCAAACGUGCUAAAUUUUCUCAACUUGAAGAACUUCAUUUCAUGUUCAAUUCUGAAAACGGUACACAUGACCUUAUUCAGUUUAUUAAACAAAACAGUUUAAACCUAAAAACUAUUAUGAUUCACGGGAACCCAGACAAACGUUCAUUUGGAAAUUUUAUCCCCGAAAUUGCAGGAACCUGUCAGAGAUUAAAACAUUUAUCAAUCCCGUACCAUCAUGAUCACCAAGCUUCCUUAACUCUAUUGUUUAAGGAGUGUGUUGAUCUGGAGACAAUUUCAUUAAAAAAUUUCAUGGAAGACUAUGAUGAUUGUGAUUUUGACAAGGUCAUUGAUGCUCUGAUAACGACAGGGCAGAAAAAAUUACAUGAAUUUUUAUUUGAAGAGAUUUUUAAGGUCUCCGAUGAUGGCCUAAAAAAACUAAAGAAUUGGGAAGUUAUUCCUAUAAAAAUAUAUAUAGAACAUUAUGGAGAUGAAAACAAUAAGCUAAUUAAGCUAAUUGAAUUAUUAAAAGAAAAUGGAUUUUAUAACAUAUAUAUAACAUAUAAAUAA
This is a messenger RNA of Entrophospora candida, 1128 nucleotides long. The record is from the annotation of a GenBank genome assembly. NCBI's taxonomy places the organism in Eukaryota, Fungi, Glomeromycota, Glomeromycetes, Entrophosporales, Entrophosporaceae.